Messenger RNA from Lindgomyces ingoldianus, 606 nucleotides. RefSeq lists its product as uncharacterized. The transcript has a single exon. The record is from RefSeq and is a predicted model, not a curated record. The coding region runs from base 1 to 606 and encodes 201 amino acids. Lineage: Eukaryota; Fungi; Ascomycota; Dothideomycetes; Pleosporales; Lindgomycetaceae.
AUGAAGCUACAACUAGCUGUUCUUAUCUGCUUCAUUCUCCGACUUUAUUGGGUGUUUGGGGAAAAGUACAAAGACAAAAAAAGGCAGAAAGAAGUUGACAUUUUGUUGUUCUCCAUGACCACAAUCGACGGGACCAUCGUUUACACCCCCCACAGGGAGUGGGACGGCCUUACCAGGACUCUAUUGGGACUGAUAGAAGAACCACGGGGAACCGUCGCUCCGAGAACCUUGACGAUGAUCCGCACUCGUUUGGCAAUUGUUACCCGGAAGCUAGGUUCCACCCUCACUAACGACUGGAUUUCUGUCGCAGUGCCUCUGGGCAGGACUGCGUCGACCUAUACUAGUACUGGCCUCAUUUCAACUCUGACUGUUGCCACAGGGCCCCAAAAAGUCGCGGUGAUUGUGGAAUGCGAAAGGGGUAAGGAUGGGAAGUGGCACGCAGCACGAUCCUCCGCGGAUUCCACACUUCUCUAUCAGUUACCUGCCAUACCCAUCCAGAGGCUGCAUAAGUACGACAUCUACAACCCAACGGAAGCGGAAUGGAAGAAAUACAUCGUCAAGAAUGGUGCACGGUGUUUUCCCCUUACCGCGAAAUCUAUCUCAUAG